Ichthyophthirius multifiliis is the source of this 801-nucleotide messenger RNA. RefSeq lists its product as hypothetical. The transcript has a single exon. The record is from RefSeq and is a predicted model, not a curated record. Lineage: Eukaryota; Ciliophora; Oligohymenophorea; Hymenostomatida.
UAGUUGAAUUUAAAAUUUAAUAUAAAAAAUUGACUAUAACUUUUAUUUUUAUUGCUAAGUUUUUUCGUAUUUAAUGUAUUCUUUUACUUCUUAAUCUUUUGUUAAUUAUUUCAUUUAUACUUAAUUUUUCUUCCGAAUUUGUGUUUUGAUUAAUUUUUAUAUCUAUUUUUAAAUAUAUACUCACCAUUCUUGCUUGAAAAAUUAAUCUAAAUAAUUAUUAUUAACAAAUUUAAGCAAAUAAGAACCUAAAGUAUAUUAUAUUUUUUAAAUAAAAUUUAAACAGUCUCUUGCAAAAUUAUAAUAGAUAUUUGAAUCUUUAAAAAAUCACAUAAUUUUUUCGAUUAUUAUAGAUAUGAGUAAUAAUAGAAGUAUUAUUACUAAAAGAAUCACACUUUAAUUUAUCAUUAUCUAUAUUUUCCUUUAUAAAAUAUAUACGCUGCCUUGCAUACAUUUUUCGAUAAUAUUACCCAAAUAUCGAAUUCUUAAAAAUAAUUUAUCUGUUUGCUUUUGUCGUUUACUUUUUCAGUUUUAUAUUAUGCAUUUUUACUAAUAUUUUUUUAAUUAAAUGGCUUGUAGGACGAUUCCAUUGUUAAGUUAAUUUCCAUUAUUUUAAAACUUUUUUUUUUACAAAUAAUUUUAUUUCAGGUUCGAAAAUCUGUUUUUCAUCGAUAUAUCUGAAAUUAAAUCCUAAAAUUUCUUAAAAAAUUGAAUAAAGAUUUCUUAUAUUGAUAGAAUUAUAUAUUUCCUCUUCUUAUAUUAUUAAAUGACGAAUUAAUUUUUUAACAUAUAAGAUAGUAAUUU